Messenger RNA from Lithohypha guttulata, 534 nucleotides. RefSeq lists its product as uncharacterized. NCBI's taxonomy places the organism in Eukaryota, Fungi, Ascomycota, Eurotiomycetes, Chaetothyriales, Trichomeriaceae. The record is from RefSeq and is a predicted model, not a curated record. Bases 1 to 534 code for a protein of 177 amino acids. Gene Ontology annotation, molecular function: protein binding. The transcript has 2 exons.
AUGACUGUGGCUGAAGGUCUUUCACAUCUGGUAGCCCUCUACGAUCGAGCAUACAUCAGAACGUCUCUGGCAAAAUUCGGGUUUAUUGCUGAUCAGCAGCUCACAAGCUCCGAUACAGCAAAGCGUACCAUGUCCACCGCUCUGGAGGUCUUCCAAUAUAUGUUGGAAAAGGAUCUCUGCCGCCCGACCGCAAGGACCUGGUCGAUCCUGAUCUGUGGAUUCCUGCGCCAUGAACAACGUGACCAGGCAAAAGAGAUAUUCGAUCUGAUGCAGCUGCAUGGGUUCACAAUUCAGAACGUUUGCGAGGAGUACGUACCUUGGGGUGUCAGCUUGGAAACCCUUGAUCAACGGAAAGAAGAUGUGCUCAACGAGCAAAGCAUGCCUGAUGGCACUGAUCUAUCUUGGAUAGGCGAAAGUCCAGGACUUAGCGCGGACGCUCAGAGCACCCCUCAACUGAAGUUUUGGGAAGCCAUUGCGAUGGAAGAUAUGCUUCCGGAUCCGAUGGAGCCGCAGCUUGCGAUCGCGGCUAGUUAA